Telopea speciosissima is the source of this 1842-nucleotide messenger RNA. Its product is annotated as LEAF RUST 10 DISEASE-RESISTANCE LOCUS RECEPTOR-LIKE PROTEIN KINASE-like 1.1. The transcript is spliced from 3 exons. Gene Ontology annotation, molecular function: ATP binding; protein kinase activity; polysaccharide binding. The record is from RefSeq and is a predicted model, not a curated record. NCBI's taxonomy places the organism in Eukaryota, Viridiplantae, Streptophyta, Magnoliopsida, Proteales, Proteaceae. Gene Ontology annotation, biological process: protein phosphorylation. The coding region runs from base 1 to 1842 and encodes 613 amino acids.
AUGCACCUUCCUCUUCUCUCAGCUAGAGCAGAUCAAUUCUCAGAUUAUAAUCAUUGUACUCCGUACCAGCAAUUCUGCGGAAACUUAAGCAUCAGUUAUCCCUUCUUCAACAGCUCGAACUGGCAUUGCGGACUCGAAGUCAUUCGCUGUAUAAAUGAUUCCACACCAGUAAUUAUCCAUAUCGGGGAGGAAUAUGCUGAAAGUACAUAUGAGGUUCGAAGCAUCGAUUACACCACCAAGACCAUAUUAGUUCGUGAUCGGAGGUUCACCCGAGACUGGCACAGCGACAAUGACAAAUGCAAUGCCCUCUUCAACAAUUAUACUAUGCCACCCAUUUUCAGUUAUCUUUCAGCUCAAGUGAUAAGCCCAAACCUUACACUAAGAGUAUGCAGGCCUCAUCCAGAAGUAAAUGAUGAUGAUUCUCAUCAUGUUGGUGGUGUCCCCCACCGCAAGGAAGUCUGCAAAGUUGAGGUGAUACCUGCAGAUGUAGCAGAUGUACCUCCACCUCGACCACCCAGUUCCCGCCAUCACUCUCAUCCAUAUGAUGAUCACUGCAAACUGGUUCAUCUUCCCGUGGAUGUGCAACCUUCCAAAUUCCAUGGCCCGGUUGAUCCUGUCUCGCAAUUGCUCACUGUUGGGUUUCGUCUUCGAUGGAGCUUUCCCCAACUAUGUCAUCAGUGUGACAAGAAUGGAACAGUCUGUGUGCACGGCUAUCAAAAUGUGAUUUGCUCCAAUCCAAAGGGUAGAAGGAAUCAAGAAAAAGGUAUUCCCACAGGAGUUGCGGCAGGAAUCCUCUUGACAAGCUUAUUUUUCAUCAUGUUCUACAAAUACCGGACUACACGUAAACUUGGCGGAGUCCGAAGGUUAAUCUCCUUGAAGACAGACCUAGAAAAGGGGAGCACCCAGUUUGGAGUUCCCAUCUUCUCCUACGCUGAGCUCGAAGAAGCCACCAAUAAUUUCAGUUCUGAUAAUGAACUUGGAGAUGGUGGCUUUGGUACUGUAUACCACGGAAAUCUUCCAGACGGACGAGUUGUUGCAAUCAAGCGGCUUUACCGUUACAACUCCAAGCAUGUUGAGAGGUUCAUGAAUGAAAUCGAGAUCCUCACUCGUUUGCGGCAUCAAAACCUUGUGACUCUUUACGGGUGCACUUCAUACCGUAGCCGUGAACUCCUCCUUGUUUAUGAGUUCAUUCCAAAUGGUACUGUUGCUGAUCAUCUCCAUGGUGAUAGAAGGAAGGUUGGAUCACUCCCAUGGCCUGUCCGAAUGAGCAUUGCCAUGGAGACUGCAACUACACUCUCCUACCUCCACGCAUCUGAUAUCAUACACCGUGAUGUGAAAACAAGCAAUAUCCUCCUUGACAAUCAUUUCCAUGUCAAAGUGGCAGAUUUUGGGUUAUGCCGUCUGUUCCCUACUGAUGCUUCCCAUGUCUCCACUGCUCCUCAAGGGACUCCAGGUUAUGUUGAUCCCGAGUAUCACCGUUCCUACCAGCUUACGGACAAGAGUGAUGUUUAUAGCUUUGGGGUGAUCUUGAUUGAACUCAUAUCAUCACAACCAGCUGUUGAUAUCAGUAGGCAUCGAGAUGAGAUUAAUUUGGCAAACAUGGCAAUGAACAAGAUACAAAAUGGAGAUUUGAAAGAGUUGGUUGACCCAUGCCUUGGGUUUGAAUCGGAUUCCACAACAAGGAGGAUUGUAACCGUGGUUGCAGAGUUAGCAUUUCGUUGUCUCCAACAUGAGCAAGAAUUGAGGCCUUCCAUGGACGAGGUAUUCGAGAUUUUAACUGCAACUUGGGUUGAUCAGGAGGAAUACAAGGUGGAUAACACAGAGGUGAUGGACAUAUUCUAA